CGCCUCGACAACGUCAUAAGUCCCAGACAACAUGGCUGCCGAUGCGAUGAAUACAAAACACGGAUGAUUUCGGGGGCAAAUUCUCAGCGUCCUGGCGUUAAAAAUUAAAAAUGUCCGACUCACUUGAAAUAAAAACUCUUCAGGACCGACUGGACCGGAUACAGGAGCUGGAAGAGUUCACCGAAAACUGUAAAAUACAGCUUGACAAGAUAUAUAAAACGUUAGGAUGGUCGCGAGACUACAACCGGGAACCAAUGGAGCUGUGUCCCUACGACCCCAACCACAGAGUCCCAGUGAGGAGCAUGGAGAAACAUAAAGCCUCCUGCAGCCUCCGGAAGAUGGGUUAUUCAUCUGAUGAGCAGGCGGAGAUGGUCGACCCGUCUGUGUGUUAUGAGAAGAGCAGCGUCAGAAGCUUCACGAUGGACAAAUCCACCCAGCACCAAGUGAUCCUGAAGGCGAGAUCUGCUGCGCCGCUGAUGAAGAUGGAAGGAGUCUUCUGGCAAGUGACAGUGGUCAGUACUCGGGCCAGCCUGUCGAUGUGCCUCAGAACCACAAGCGUGCCACGUGUGACCUCACCGUGGCCGACCGGUUGGCUCUCUACGAUCACGUGGCCGGUGUCUUCAGCCAAGAGAAGCAAGCCGCUUCCUCCAGCAAUGAUGAUCUUUAUGUAGAUUUGGUGUCCAAACUCCAGAAGGAUGAUCAACAGAAUGAACCAAAGACUCACCUGGAGCUGAUGGCAGAGAUGAGGGACUACAAGAGGCGGCGUCAGUCCUAUCGAGCCAAGAACGUUCACAUCACCAAGAAGUCUUACACAGAG
Messenger RNA from Acanthopagrus latus (yellowfin seabream), 817 nucleotides. RefSeq names its product U11/U12 small nuclear ribonucleoprotein 48 kDa protein-like. Bases 111 to 671 code for a protein of 186 amino acids. The record is from RefSeq and is a predicted model, not a curated record. Lineage: Eukaryota; Metazoa; Chordata; Actinopteri; Spariformes; Sparidae. The transcript has 7 exons.